CAAAGCUUUUGUUUUACUUUAUUUGGCUUUACAACCUCUCGCUCCUUGUCUUUUGUCCUUCUUUCACGUCAGUAAUCCAUCAACUACCGAAUAAUCACCAUGAAGCUGUCUGUUUUCACCUCCGUUCUUCUCGCUGGCCUUGUUGCCGCUCAGCAGGAGAAGCUCCCCAAGUGUGCUCAACCCUGUGUUGAUCAGUACACCACUGGCGGCGGCGUCGCUGGAUGUGGCCAGCUCGACAUCAAGUGUAUCUGCAGCAACAAGAACUUCCUCUCCGGAAUCGCCUGCUGUCUCGAGAAGGAGUGCGAUGCUCAGGGCAAGGAGACCGCUGUUAAGUACGCCAAGCAGAUUUGCGCAACUGCCGGUGUGACCGAUCUCCCCGACGAUGUGACGUGCGACAAGAGCGCUGCUUCUUCUGGCACCGCUUCUGGCACCGCAACUGGUGCCACCACCCCUACCUCGAGCGACAGCACCAACACCGCCUCUGCCACCGGCGGCUCCUCUACUGUUGAGCCCAACGCUGGUGCGCGCGAGGGCGCCGCUGGUUUCAUUGGUGUUGGAAUGGCUAUGCUGCUUGCCCUAUAAAUGAUAUUGGGAACUGGUUUGAGCUGAGCGUUUACCUCUUGUCAAGAGGAGGGAUGUAAUGACAGUGGGCUAUCAGCAAAGUCCACUGGCCGUUUUCUGUUCUUUUCUAUGCAAAGAGUUGAGUUAUGGAGUUUGAAAUCAUGUACUACUUACUACUACUGUACGAUCGUCGCAAAGCUGUCAUUAUUGGCACUGGCAAUAAUACAACUUGGUACCCUUUGCUUGAAACUUGGUCUGUUAGAGCAACCUAGCUAUCAUCCGUUGGCUAUCGAUUUACUUUCUUCUAUAGAAAUGUGUUUGUGUCGUGUCUUGAUUGCAUCGAAUCGGCUGACUUGAAGCGUUACACUAGAAUCACCAUUGCAGGUUUAUUGAAAUCCCUGUUGAUUGUUGAACCUUGACAAAGAACAGACCAACGGGUUUUCGUAUACAAUCCAUCCAUUGACGAUGAAUACUCCCUUGUUGAUAAAGCGGGUUCCGAUGAAGAUGGAUGCUCUUUGAUGAACGAAAGACACCCCAACCAAUUACCCCACCAACAACGUCACUGGACAACGGUGAGCAGUGAGAACAACCCCACCAUGCAAGAGCUCUCUUGAAGAAUGGUCCAAAUCUCUCUCCACCAUCAUACGUGAAUCUUUUAAAUUCUUGUUGACCGCGCAUACCUCGAAAAUGGCUCCCAAGACAAUCAUUGCUCCCUCUAUCCUAUCGGCUGACUUUGCUCAGCUUGGCCAUGACUGUGCCCGCACCAUGAAGCAGGGCGCGGACUGGCUCCAUGUCGACAUUAUGUACGUUACAACUCGACAAUGAAGCAAUUGCCAUCAUACUGACUUGACAGGGACGGUCACUUUGUCCCCAACAUCACCUUCGGUCCUCCCGUAGUUGCUGCUAUCCGAGGCCACGUCGAUCAGCCCACCGAGGCCCACGGCCGGGGCACCUUUGAUUGUCAUAUGAUGAUUGCAGAGGUAGGCAUUGCUUUGCGAAUGCGAACAUGGGAAAUGCCGAGAAGCUUACGACGGUGAUAUAGCCCAAGAAAUGGGUCAAG
Molecule: messenger RNA, 1621 nt
Organism: Fusarium graminearum PH-1
Lineage: Eukaryota; Fungi; Ascomycota; Sordariomycetes; Hypocreales; Nectriaceae
Exons: 2
Coding region: 100-582 (160 amino acids)
Source: RefSeq, a predicted model, not a curated record